UGGCGCUUCGGGCAUGGGAAGCCACCGCGGAGCUCCCCACGGCGCGAUCCGAAGAAAAUUCGACAGCGCGACCCGCUGUUCGGAGUUGUCAAAUAUCACCGGAGUGACUGAUCCGAUAGGAAAUGCUCUGCAAGCACACAUUGAGCUUUCCAUGCGCCUGGCAUCCUAAUAUUAGCGAUUCCCAAAAAUGACAUACCAGAGUUACUACACCCUUCGGGAGUCCACAGGACUUUUGGACGCAGAUAUUGCCAACGCAGGGGCAGAGCAAACGUGGGGGUUCGACCCAUUGCUCUUGCUCGAGACCGUCGAGUUUCCCAAUGACAAAUCAGAAAAGCUUCUAAGACGAAGCAAAGCCGCACGAUGGCUGGCGCUCCAGCGACAAGCCCUCCCCAUCCCCCCAGACACCCCCCCACGUCCAAAGCUCCCGCACUCAUCAAACCAAUCCCUAUCCACCCCGCGCCCCAUCAUCAGCCUCCCCUACACAGUCGAAGAUGAGCCGGAAGUGCGCGAACGGCUCGCUCGGCUGGCAGCAGUCCUCAUCCUCCAAUCUCUGUAUCGCGGCUGGCGCACACGCAGGAAGUACAUUCAGGUGAUAUGUGGGCAGCUGACGGUUCAGACGCAUCGGCUGAGUCCGCCGGAUGUUGGGACGGGGCUGGGGACGGCUUUUCAGUUGGUGUUGCCGGCGGUGGAUGCGUAUUCGUUGAGUAUUCAGGAAAAAAUGCUGCGGCGCUACUACAGAUAUUGCACAUUCUUGGAACGAAGGAACCACUUCAGUCUCCCGCCGACAUUUCCAGAGUACGCUGCCACGUUCAUACAAUCGCUAUGGCGGAUGUGGGUAGUGCGGAAAAGCUAUCUGGCCUACAAGCGGAAGGUCGAGGGAGGAGAAGACCAAUCUACGGGCGUGGCGAUGAAGCAAAUGAUGUGGAAGAUGCGGAAAGCCGGGCAGCAUACAUCAUGGGACGCAGCGGCGAGGAAGAUACAAAUGCUGUGGCGAAGUUAUUACAAUCGAAAGAUAUACAAAAUCUACGGCGACAUGAUCAAAUUCAGGCUUCGGGGCGACCCGAAACGUCUGUUGAAGUUCAUCAACCCCCAGGAAGCGGCGCUGAUCGAUGCAUCCAUGGGUGCACAUGUGCGGUUUCGCCUGGGCGGAAAAUCCUUCCCACCAACCAUCUUCUACAAAGUCUACGUUCACAAAGCCCUGAUCGACAUGAACGCCUUCAGUCCGCGCGACUACACGUCCGCAGAGAGUAAACAAGCCUUACCUGUGAAGCUUUUCGAUAAGAUUGGACCUGCACCUGGGAUGGCUCUUUUCAAUGGAUGGUACAGAAGGGUCGAGAACAACGGCUGGCGACCAGUUUCAGACAAGAUACUUGAAGAAGACAGUGACUUAGCCCAAGAGAAAACCAAGACGAUACCAUAUCAUCAUCUGAAACUGAGGCGACGGCAGGAAGUCGAGCGCUCGCGGAGACAACGGAAGCUGAACUGGCUUCGAAAACUGUAUUACGAAGGUCGUCGAACAUUCCCUACGACUUCAACAACAGCCACAAAAGCAGCCGAGAGACCGUCCUCCCUUACGCCUCGGGCAACCGACCCACAUCAGGCACGUCCUCUCACUGGUGACGAGGACGCCGAAGCGACGGUCACAGCCUCCCGCAUACUACCGCCAACGCCGAUGACCGAAAGAUCAUUGGAGGCUGCAUUGGAAGCCGAACUUGAGCCCGACUUCUUGAUAACAUGGACGCGGGCGCUCGAUUUCGAUGGGUAUGUGAGGGAUUGGUGCGGCUUGGCUACGAGCGGGUUGUCCGAAGAUCCACGAACCUUUGCAUUCGGGCUCGCAGAGCACGCGGACUUGCUGCAUCAGCACCAGAAAGAACUGCUCAGAGAGGAAGCGAGGGAGGAGGACAUCGAUGGGGUCGAUCCGGAAGGCGUGAAGAAGUUGCGGCCGUGGUCGGGCAAGUCCAACCGUUCCGUAAGGGAUCUGAUGAUCACGCAGAGGGAGAUGGCCGACUUUUGAGAGUAGAGGACCGCGGGAAGCCUCCUAGACUCGAUACCCCAUGACGGCCUUGGCAACUCGGCUGCUUCGUGGCUGGAGGCAGCGAUCGAUGGGAAAGUACAUCCGGGGUCGUCGUCGCCACAUAAUCUGUCACAACGAUGGCGUAAUUUUUUCAAACCGAAAACGAAAUUCUGCCGCUCUCAGUGGUUCUGAGCGGAGUUGAUCCGGCUGCCAGCAGU
This is a messenger RNA of Fimicolochytrium jonesii, 2232 nucleotides long. RefSeq lists its product as uncharacterized. The record is from RefSeq and is a predicted model, not a curated record. The transcript is spliced from 10 exons. Bases 188 to 2014 code for a protein of 608 amino acids. Gene Ontology annotation, molecular function: protein binding. NCBI's taxonomy places the organism in Eukaryota, Fungi, Chytridiomycota, Chytridiomycetes, Spizellomycetales, Powellomycetaceae.